AUCACUGGCCUAUUAGGGUACACAAUGCCCCCUGUUGCUGCGGGUCCUGCCACUGGCUCCUUUCUCCACCACUUCAGAGAAGUAUCCUCCGACCGGGCUGACCAGCACCAGCCUCAGUUCAGAGUAGUAUCCUCCGACCGGGCUGACCAGCACCAGAACCAGCGACAGCCUCAAACCCAGCCUCAGCCUCAGCCUCAGCCCCAGCCCCAGCCUCAGCCUCAGCCCCAGCCUCAGCCCCAACCCCAGCCUCAGUUCAGAGUAGUAUCCUCCGACCGGGCUGACCAGCACCAAACCCAGCCUCAGCCUCAGCCUCAGCCUCAGCCCCAGCCCCAGACUCAGCCUCAGCCUCAGCCCCAGCCAGACCAGCCCCAGCCUCAGCCCCAACCCCAGUCUCAGACAAGGCUUCAGCCUCAUCGCCUGAUUCCAUCCUGACUCAGGCAGUAUCCAACGGCAGGCUGCCGGGCCACGGGCGUAGCAACGGGCGUAGCAACGGACACGGCAUGGGCAACUCCUCCAGAAAGGAGGAGGAGGACGAGGAAGAGGAGGAGAAGGAUGGGGAGAAGGAGAAAGUAAUGGCGGAGGAGAAGAGGAGGAGGAGGAAGAAGAAGAAAGAGGAGGAGAUGGAGGACGAUGAGCUGCCCUUAGGGGUGGAGGAGAUGCUGGCGAGCGGAGAUCCCGUCUUGGACCUGAGCUAUAAGAAGUUCCGGAGGUUACCCGGUGUGGUCUGUGGGCUACGCCACCUGGAGAAGCUGUACGUGUGUGGGAACAGCCUACGGACCCUCCCGGAGAACAUCGUCCAACUGAAGGGCCUCCGCAUCCUGGCUCUGGACUUCAACAAGAUGGAGGACGUCCCGUUGGCUAUCUGUCAGCUCCGCAACCUGACGCGUCUCUACCUGGGCUCCAACCGCCUGAUAUCCCUCCCUCCGGAGCUACGCAACCUUCAGAGCCUCCGCUGCCUCUGGAUGGAGAGCAACUACUUCACGUGCUUCCCCCGCCAGCUCUACGACUUACCCCACCUCAGGUCCCUGCAGAUGGGGGACAAUAGGCUACGGACCCUGCCUCCGGACCUGUGGCGCAUGGAGGCCCUGCGGGGACUGUGGCUCUACGGAAACCGCUUCACCGAGUUCCCCCGGGUCUUACUCCGCAUGGUGGAUCUGGAGAUCUUAGACCUGGACAAGAACAAGAUCGAGGUGUUCCCUAACCUGAGCCGGCUCCCCGCCCUCCGCCUCUUCUCCUACGACCACAACCCCGUGGAGGGGCCUCCCGGCGUGGGAGAGGAGGUGUUGCUGGUUGGGGAGGGGGCCCAGGAAGAGCUCCAGGAUCGGGCGGACAGGAAGGCUAAGAAGGAGCAGGAGGCGAGGGACGCGGAGGAGGCGGUGCUGGCCGGGGACGGGCCUGUGAUCCAGGGCAUUCUAAAGACGGCCAAACAGAACAGUGCGUCGCACGCCGGGCACAAGUACAAUGAGGUGGUAACCGUGGCGAUGCCCCUAACCGAGGAGGAGAGGAGGAAGAAGGAGAUGGAGGCGGAGUUAGAGAGGGCGUUGAACGAUUACGGGGCGGGGCUUGAGUAUGACCUAGAGGGGAUAGAAUAUGAGAAGGAGGAGCUUAUAUGCGAGGGGGAAGGGUUUGAGGGGUAUGAUGGUGGGGAUUUGGAGUACGAACGAGGAGAUAUGGACUAUGAGUAUGAGGAGGGGGAGGAGCUAGAGGAACCAGGAAGACAAGGGGGCCGGCAUUGAUGACUGACUGAUUGACUCCUCCUCCUGCAAAGGCUCAGACUCCUCCCCUCCUAAAUCUAGACUUGUUUGACAUUGCGGCAGACAUUGCAGGCGACUGACUGAUCUACAAGUCACCUUGCAUCAUAAAUAACUACUUAGAAUUAUUUGUAGAUCAGUCAGUCACAAUUGACCUUCAAUGCAUCACGGAUUUGAUGCUCUCGGACACAGCCUCUCACUCCUCCCUUCUUAAGACGUUGACCCUUCCUCUUCCUCUUCCGAAGACUCUGAAUACUUGACAGCUUCCUGAUUUGCACUAGGUGGGGAAUUUGAGAACUAAGUGGACAAGAUAUGGGCAAAAUGCCCAGGAAUUAGCUAUCAAGUGAAUUAAAAUAUUUUUCUUCUGCCUUCCUUGGCUAGGCUAGACAUUUUUAUGAGAACGCUCCAGCUGUCAUGACAACGCCCAACCAGAAGGUUGUUUAAACUUUAGUAAAUCCUGUGUGAAAUGAAUGAAUGAGUGAAUGAAUGAAUGAAUGACUAGCCUCCUGAACCUGUUACUUUGUCUUUCUCUCUGUAGUUAGCAGUAGGACAGGGCUGAGACACUAAAUGACUCAUUAGAUGUUUUUCUAACUGACCUGAAGAUAGAUUCAUGCACUGGCACAUUGCGGAGAUGAUGGAUGGAUGGCAGGCAGCGGCGUCUUUGCCAACUCGGCAAAUUGGCAAGUCAGAGCAGGACUCAGGUGAUGCUGUGUGUGUGUGUGUCAAUGUGUGUGGUGUGUGUGUGCUUGGAGUGUGUGUGUGUGUGUGUGUAUUUGAG
Molecule: messenger RNA, 2529 nt
Organism: Coregonus clupeaformis (lake whitefish)
Lineage: Eukaryota; Metazoa; Chordata; Actinopteri; Salmoniformes; Salmonidae
Product: leucine-rich repeat-containing protein 10B-like
Exons: 1
Coding region: 501-1736 (411 amino acids)
Molecular function (GO): protein binding
Source: RefSeq, a predicted model, not a curated record